AUGUUCGGAUUCGUCAAAAUCGUUGCCAUUGGCCUCGCCAUCGUCAACCUCGCAGCUGGCACUCCCAUUGCCGAGAACACCGACAGCUCCAUUGGCAACUUCAACUCCACCAUCCUCGAGAAGCGCAUGGAGUUCCUCAAGUGCGAGACCACCAUCGGGUCCCCCUUCAGAGACGACGUUGAGGCCGCCGCCACUAUUAUUGAUCGCAGACCCUUCUGCUGCCAGGAUUCUGCCAGCAACUGCAAUGAUCUCAUCACCAAGGAGAAGUCUGCUGCCGUCUCCAUCUGCGCCUCUGCCCAGCUCCCAAACACCUGCCCUCUCUGUGAAGACGUUGCGAAUUACAUUCGCAAGGUCGCCUCAUCCUGUGCCUGGAAAGACCCUGCCGCCAACAACCGCGAGCGCUCUGGAGGCUGGAUCCAGAACACCGGCAAUCGCCCCGAAUACCGCAUCGUCGUCUGGCACAGUCGCCCUUAA
Molecule: messenger RNA, 474 nt
Organism: Morchella sextelata
Lineage: Eukaryota; Fungi; Ascomycota; Pezizomycetes; Pezizales; Morchellaceae
Exons: 1
Coding region: 1-474 (157 amino acids)
Source: RefSeq, a predicted model, not a curated record